AUGGCCUCACGGUCCGCCAUCCCACUUCUGACACCAAUGUAGCGAACAGUGCGGUAACUGGCUUGAAAGGCAAGCACCCUACACAUCGCGCCAUUAGGGUUAACCCACUCGCUACAAUAUGAAUACGCUCAGAGAGACCAAAGUGAGAUAUUCUCCACUCAUUUAGAAUUGUGUUUGUUCUCAUUCCAGAUGGGCUUGUGCCAAGUAAGACAUUAAUUAUUACGCCAGACAGUCGUCAUUACUUAUUAUGGUGUUGUCUUGUGUUGUCUUAUACCAGUUCCCUGACAAAGAAGCCUCCAGAUGUGACCAAAAACCGCAAGCUGAAGACAGAGCAGCUUCUGAAAGUAGAUGAUCAUGAUUUCACCAUGAGGCCGGCAUUCGGAGGUAGGGGGGAUCACACACACACACAAACACACACACACACUGGCUGAAGAAUCCAGAUAUGCUCCUAAUGGAUGCUUUUCAGGGGACCCCAUUUGUCUGUAAGAUAUCAUGUGAAACACACCUUAAACAUCAUGCACGAACAGCAUGCAUUUCCCAUUCAUGGUAUUUACCUACCGUAGUUGAAUGCAUGAACUGUAAGUCGCUCUGGAUAAGAGUGUCUGCUAAAUGUAAAAUGGUAACUCUUUAGUGCUAGUUGACUUCACUCAGUUACUGAGUUCAAUAGUUUAGCUGUAAGCGCAUUCACAGUACUGUAACAACUGCUGUCCAACAUGACAGUUCAACUACACACAUUAGGUAAAGGGAGAGAACAUGACCUCCAAUUACACACCUUCUCCUGCUUGUUAGAAAAGCAGAGCUUCUUACUGUCUGUAAACUAUAAAUACUUUGGGAUAAAUAUAAGUAUACAGUACCUGUGUAUUGUUUAAACAAUUAGAUUUGCAGUCUUGGACCUGAGUUUUAAGCAUAUCAUAUAUUUAGAAUGAGUAGAACGGUCAAUGAUGCCAUAAUGGGUAGACUGAUUCUAUGCCCAUUCUACUCUAUUCUACUUCUAUGGUUUUAAGCCUCUGUUUCAGUACCUCCAAAUAAUCAAAUUUCUGACAUCCAGCUACCCCGCUCUAAAGCAUCUAAAGCCGUCUACUUAGUUUUCAGUUACAUACUGUACUCUAGCUUGUUAUAGCCUACAAACUUGACUCAAUAUGUUCUUUGUGCAGCAGCACGAUGAGAACAAUUCAUGAGCUGUUUCAUGGAUUUACUGUGAGUGAACCCAGAGUAUUUCUUAGUGCUUUGAGUAGCAACAUGCAUGCCCCGCCCACUUGAGUAUCUGUCUUUUUCAGCCAUCUAUUUCCUGUAUUUGAGAGUUGCAAAAUCCACUUGUCACUUAAAUCUCACUGGAUUGAUUGCUUUCAUUUUACGCCAGUGACUCUUUCAUUCUCUUGCUUGUGCCUGUAAUUUUUUCAUUUUUGUAAUGACUUGUCAAACACACUAAAACAUAGCUGAAAUGGCCUGAAUGGAAUACAUUGUCUUUUGAAUCUAUAAGAAGUCAAAAGCUUUGUGUGUGAUUUUACGCACAGUCUCGACACUUACAUCACAAGAAAAAUAAGAAAGAUAACUUUAAUUUGAUGGGUGUACAUUUUUUGUGGAAUUGAAAAAAGUAAUCAUUUAAUACAGUUGCAAUGUUUACAAAUUAGAUGCGCUGAAAUGAAAGCAACUUCUGAAAAUGAACAUUCGGAUUAUAGUGAUAUUAUGUCUGAUCUGACAAACAAUGUGAAGUACUGUAUGUUUAGAUAGGUGUAAUCUAUCCAAGCGUGUGGAUUUUUUAUCCGAUGGUACAAUAAUUAAUGAGGCAGUCUAGACAGUGCAGGUAGGGUAGACAGAGCAAGUGUUUUGGUGGUUGCAGCACUGUCUUCUUCUUCUUCUUCUUCUUCUUCUUCUUCUUCUUCUUCUUCUUCUUCUUCUUUGGUAUUAUGGCGGUCCGCAAACAAAUAUUAUAGGUGCAUGCCGCCACCUACUAUAUUAGCUGUGUAUCAGCCUACUAUUCUGUAGUAUGAAUUCAUUACACAUUGUGAAAAAAUUGCCCUACCAACUAACUCUGCACCCAUUAAAACCUCACCAUUAUUCCACUACUUUGGCCCUAUCUGACCUUACUCCAGGCCAGCAGCCUGCGAGGACGGGACACUAUUGUUCAAAACAUCUUGUAACUCUUCUGCAGUAAAAUCUCAUACACCCAAGUACUUCUCUGCAGCUGCCACCACAACAUAUAUACUCUGUGAUUUACAUUCAAUUCCUGCGGUACAAUUGAUAACCAUGGCCAUGAACGCCAAAAAACCAACCUUACUGAAGCAAAUGUUAUUCCUAUCACUCUCUAUUGGCCUCGGCCUACUCACAGGGAGCCUCUUAGGAUCCCUCACCCUGGACCCAUCUUCCUCUAAUACUCUCUUCACUGCCUCAGUAUAUGACACCUUCUGCACUACUCUGAUCCUGGCAUCCUCAACCUGCCUUUCUCUCACCAGACACCUCUGAUCUCCAGCACCAUGGGUACCCCUACAGUUUACACACACAACUUUUCCCAACGAUACUACACAUUCCUUUGUCUCAUGUCCUCCUGCACACUUCUCAUAUCUAGGAAUCUCCCUUCUACACACUGCUGCCACAUGACCAUAAGCUUGACACCUAAAACACUGUAAUGGUUUCGAGACAAAAGCUGUCACGGGAUAACUGACACAUCCUAACUUGAUUUUAUCUGGUAAAGACUCUGCAUCAAAACUCAGUAGUACAGAAAGUGUCUUCUCUGUUUUACCACACUCUCCACCAGGUCUGCGUCGCACCAAAUGGUGGGUGUCACAGACACCGGGAAUCUUCAACUUCAGUUGAUCCUCCUCAACACUUAACGCCACUCCAGUUAUCACUCCUUUCAACAGCGCCCUGCUCCGGAGAGGAAAGCAAGUCACAGUUCUUGUCCCCAGUAUUCACACAAAACAUGUUCCACUUUGCUUUUCCCUGUCCGCCAUCUUCUCCUUCAUCAGAUCUUCCAUAAGACUUGUGAAAUCCCCUAUUCCAUAUUUACUUAUAAUAUGUUCCACUUUUCUCAUUUUUUUCCUGUCAGCCAUCUUACCCCCACCUUAUGGCCACACCGGCAGCUAUCUCGCUCCUGACCAAUGUUCCCUCUAAACUGCGGGGGUGCUCGGGCGCGCAGUAGCCUGAGCACAUGCAGUAGCCUGAGACUGCCGUGCAGAAGAAAUAUCAGCCCACAGAGAGAAGCAUGAGAUUGAACUUCACUCAACUUUCUAGGGCAGUGGUCACCAACCGGGAUCAACUGGUCGAUCUCCAAGGCAUUCCUAGUCAAUCCCCAAACAUUUCUGUUAAAAACCUAACGAUAAAGCCUUGUGUUCCUAUACAUUAUUUUUUGGGGCAGUAGGUGCUGUUGGCAGUAGGUGCACCCGAUUCAGCUGCCCUGCGCGCCAGGUAGGCAAGCUGUUGCCAUUUUGAACCAUGUCAUGUGUCUGAAAGUACAAACUCUGCCUUCCCGGUGGGCCUGGAGAGCAAAUCGAGUGCACUAUAGGCCUACCACUGGCCAAUCGGAUGGCUCAGAUUACUGUGUCUGCAGUAAAGUAGCAGGCAUAAAAGAAAGCUACAGCAAAGUUGAUACUGUGAGAUUUCAAAAUGUUUAAAACCAUGACUAGAGAGAGACUGUCAACGAAUAGAGCAAAGAACUGUUGUUUUUAUGAGUGAGUUCAUGUUUAAGUUCUUACUCAGCACUGUCAACACUUUGUAUUCAACACUUUAAUAAGUCAUAAAAUGUGCAUUCUUCCUAUAUACAGUCAGCGCUACAACAAGCACUGCAGCAGUAAUGUAUGAGUAGGAAAGUGUAUCGAUAGGCUUGCGUUGUUGGUAUUAUUAGUGGCUUGCAUCUUUUUUAAUAUCUAGGAAUAUUUCACUUUCUCUGUUCAUUUCUGCAUGAGGCAGAAAAAAUGCGGUGCGACUCGAGUUUCGCCAUCAGCUGGAAGUGGUUGUCCCUUUUUGGUCAGUGUCAGUGGAGGAAAGGGAGAGCGGAGGGAUGUUGAGAGGCGGACCCUCAGUCUGCUGCUCUCUCCCUCCACUGAGACUGACCAUCAGAUGUAGGCACCAUCAGCCCAGCAAAAUAAAAAGCAAAUUAUGUAUGCUCACUCAGCUGUGCCUCACAAGUAAUACAACAACGGAUCUCUUACCGGUGUGAUCAUAUAGCCUACCUCAAAUUUUGUAAAUAUCAUUUUAGAAAAUGGCCAAACAACAAUGCAUUGGUAGGGCAAUUCAAGCAAAACUAAUAUGCGUUGAUAAUGUAAUGGGCAUAUAGAUUACUGCAUAAACCUCAUUGCUACAGUACUGUUUUUAAUUGGUUAAUGUUGCAUAGGCUUACGUUAUUUUAAAUAAUGUUCAAAACAUAACUGAGCAGUAGAUCUCGGCUUGCAUUUUGACUCAGAAAGUGAUCUUGACACAGAAAAGGUUGAUGACCAAUGUUCUAGAGUUUUCCCUGUUAACACUAUCAACGUUUCCCUUUACUGUGGCAAUUGUGAUUGAAUCAACACAAUAUUAGCCACUUUCAAUGCAACAUACCGAAACAAAACAAACUAUGCAAGAUAUUUUGUUGUAGGCAGAAUGCAUCGGAGUAGGAUUCUAUUGCAUUGACACGCACGACUCAGCCCGUACUCUACACAGACUGGUGCGGCAUAACCAAUCAGAGCUGCAGUAGGCCUAUAUGCAAAUUGACCAUUGCCAUAUAUGGAUCUGUGCCAUUUACUUUGAACUGGACUGUGUUUACAGCAUGAGCGGUCGUGAGUAGAUGCGCUUGUUUUGAGAUUAAAGCGAGUGCUGCUGUAGCCACGUGUACACAUUUUGUUCAAAUCCUUUGCUAGUUAGUGAGUUUUUAGCCCAGUUAUAGAUAAUUUGUAGUCAGCAAUAGGGGAGUAAUUGCUUCCUACAAGAGCACAAAACGUGUACAUUUCUAGACAUCUUUGAAAGAGAGUCAGGCAAGAGCUUUUUUUUGUCUUAAAGGGGCAUUGUUGUAGUAGCCAAUAGGCAGAGGGUAGCAUCAUUUGUUUGAUUCUCUGUAAUAAUGGUAUGGGAAUAAUAAUGCAUAACAACAUUUUCAGUCUCAUGGAACGGAGGCCUACAUUGAACACAGCACAUUGGCUGCUACUGUAGGCUGAAUGAUAGAACAGCUAUUUCCAUGUUAAAAUGUUAUGGGAUGCAUUUUCUCCAUUGUUUUUGAUGGUAGGCCACUCUGGUAGGCCCACAGUAUGAUGAAAUAGCCACAGUAGCCUACUUGGCCACUGUUAACACUGUAACUUAAAGGGGGUACAGCCUCAGUGCUCACAGUAAACACGCGCUGGAAGUUGCACAGAAUUUUCACAACGUUCAAGUUUGCACUCAGCAGACCCUGUUCCACCCAUUUAUGUAAAUGUACGAAUAUAUUCAAAUACACCCUGUGUAUUUAUGCAAAUGAGGAACAUAUCAUUUUCUUUGUUUUAACACAAAAUCAUUGUUAAAUACAAUAACAAAAAAUAGAGCGAGAGUACAUUAUAAGAAAAUAUAGUGCAAUUUGACAAUAAAUUGAAUACCUGAAUUCCCACCAAAAUUCCUGAACUCCAUUCAUUAUUUGUCUGUGCCAGUGAAAUAUUUUAUGUGCUAUAAUUCAGUCAAUAUCUGAUGGAUUAUACAAUUUCAAAAAGUUUGGAGUAUCUUCAUCCAUUGUACAACUUUUGCAUCUAUUAGAAUUGUUUUUUAAAAAUGACCGUUGCUACUUUGAGUGUGUGAAAUCUAAGCAGACUUGUAUUAUUGGAUGAGUUCAGGGCUAGUCUUUGUGUUGAUGCACUUAAAAGUUUGCUUCGUUCGUUGCAGCCGAGAAAUCGACCAACUCAAACUUUAGGAUUGUUUUCUUCGUGACAAGACAGCUUUUUUUAACAAUGUUUGGAGAUGCUGCAAUUGAAAACGAGAGAAAAUAGGGAAGAGAGAGAAAGAGCAUGAACAAGUUUUCUUUUCUUUUGAUGUUUUCUUCUCAACUUGUUUCUUGUUUGGAGCCGACCUGAUGAAAGUAGGGGGGCUUGUACUGCAGGGGAAUGAAGGGGAACAUCGAUCAGCAGGGGGUCACACACACAUACAUACACACACACACACACACACACCGUUCAGCGGGGCAUCACAGUGUCGUGCAGAGCUGGAAAUAGCCUGAGUACAAUCAUCCCCAACAUCUCAACAGAGGGUAAAUGGAUCUAAUCACACUACAAUGGAAACGGACUAACUCAGGCUCAUACAGUUACAGUCUCCUCUCCUUGAAGAGAAACACGCAUGUGGAGUUACACAGGACUAGAACAGAGUAACUAGCGGUGUGUAACUUUCUGCAUGCAAAUGGCCCAGUAAAGGAGCUUCCCUUGGACAUGCUUGGCUUCUUUUAGUCCCUCCAUGCAUUUUUAAAGUCUGUGCUCUGUGAAUGUAUGCAUGUCUUGGGACACUGACUUGUAGUCUGCAUGCAGUUUGUAGACUCACAUUAUGCAAUUGCUUUGCCCUCCCUCCCCUUACAUAAAAAAUGUGGUUUUUGGACAUGUGUGAACACACAUACAUUUUUUGGAAAUGUUCACAAGUCAGACACGUGAAGUUCUAGCUACAUCUGGUUUCCCAUCCAUGAACUGACCAAGACCAACCCUGCUUAGCUUCAGAGGCAAACCAGUAGUGGGAUGCAGGGUGCUAUGUAGCUGGAAUGAAUGUGGCAAAAAUUGCGAUUGUAAAAAAUGGCAGUUAAAUCAAAGGACAGGGUAACAUAACUGAAUAUAGGGAAAUUGCAGGAAAGGGGGGGCGUUUUAUUUAAUCGCGUUAUCGCAAACAUUUUUUUACAGAUUUUUUUUAACAUCCAUUUACAAUUCAUUUCCUUGCAAGAUUUUGUUUUGCUAUCAAUACUUUUUGGUUUAUGUCUUGCUUUCAAUAUCAUUAUUUUUGUUUGCAAUACUAAGAAUUGUGUUCUUGACAUCAGUAGUUUUGCUUAAUAUUAAUGGACACAAAGUAACUCACUCACUAGAGGAUUGCGCCAUAUCAUAACACUGUUACUCUAUUAAAGUUAUUUAAAGCAGCGAUCCUUAAUUUAAACUUUAACAAAUAGUUGUCCCUGCCACACAGUUUCAGUCAAAAGCUGAGGGAUGGGGCUGGAGAAAUGCAACCACUCUCAAAUCCAUAGACUACGCUAUGGAUGCAAGGACUGACCAUCCGUGAUAUAAAAAUUAUAGUUUUAACCAUGUCUUUAAGCUAUACAGUGGUUUGUUUACAUUUAAUUUGUUUACAAACAUUGGAGUAAAACAAGCUUCUAUUUAGGGUUCUGAUGGGGUGUGACAGUUGAACUAAGCUCUUGAGGCAUUUAUACGUUAUAUUCUUCAAGAAUCAAUGGGUAUUAUAUCAUUAAUUUAUGUCCAAAAAUGGAUGUAGCAACUAAGCGGAACUAUGUUGCCAUUUGAACUUGAUCCAUUAACCUGUCCCCCAAUUAUAUUUAUUUUGAGAUUUUCACAUGUUGAGUUUUCUUACAUGCGAAACUGCAAAUUUGAUUUUAACUUUCACAUGUGAACUUGCAAUUUCAAAAUGCGAUUUUCACAUGUGAAACUGCAAAUUUGACAUGCGUUUUUUUUGUAAGGGCUCCUACCCUUAGGCUGUAUAUUUACACUGCGUGUACAAAACAUUAGGAACACCUUGAGUUGCACCCCCUUUUGCCCUCAGAACAGCCUACAUUUGUCAGGGCAUGGACUCUACAAGGUGUCGAAAGUGUUCCACAGGGAUGCUGGCCCAUGUUGACUCCAAUGCUUCCCACAGUUGUGUCAAGUUGGCUGGAUGUCCUUUGGGUGUUGGACCAUUCUUGAUACACACGGGAAACUGUUGAGUGUGAAAAACCCAGCAGCGUUGCAGUUCUUGGCACACUCAAACCGGUGUGCCUGGCACCUAUUACCAUACCCCGUUCAAAGGCACUUAAAUAUUUGGCCUUGCCCAUUCACCCUCUGAAUGGCACACAUACACAAUCCAUGUCUCAAUUGUCAGAAGGCUUAAAAAUAAUUAUUUAACCUGUCUCCUCCCCUUCAUUGAAGUGGAUUUAACAAGUGACAUCAAUAAUUCACCUGGUCAGUCAUGUGACAUAUGUGAUAUGUCAUGGAAAGUACACUCAUUGUAUAUAGUUUGACAUUGCAGGUAUUCUAUCCAUAGUAUGGAUGUCAACAGAAGUGAGAAGGUCUGGUCUAAUCUAAUGCAUUGGUAGAGUGGGUUCAUUGCUUUUAAUCCAGGGAUAACACAUUAAUCUCAUUGCUAAUCCAUGAUAAGGGGAGCACUCUGGUAUCAUUUGAUGCACGAAGAUGGAGAGAUAGAGAGCAUUGAGCACCGUUCACAUGAUACUCUGUACUGGACGUAAAGUGAAGCCACAGCGUACUUUUCAGAAAUGUGGUGGUUUAGUGGCAUUAAGGAUUUAUCUGUAGUUCACGAGGUCAACAGUGAAGUUCAUACUUAUUUCACUCUUACUCUUAUUUAACCACCAAUAAACCACACAGUGACAUUCCCUGACACAGCUGAGGAGUAGAAAGGAGUGAAGAAGAGAGGGGAGGAAAGAAAGGAGAGGAGAGAAGAGGAUAGGAACUGAGAGGAGAGUAGAGGCCAACAUAUUGUAAACACUGCUGCCACCUCUCCCUCAACGUCAUCAAGACAAAGGAGAUGAUUGUGGACUACAGGAAAAAAGAGAGGACAUCACCAACAAACUAUAAUGGUCCAAACACACCAAGACAGUCGUGAAGAGGGCACGACAAAGCCUAUUCCCCCUCAGGAGACUGAAAAGAUUUGGCAUGGGUCCUCAGAUCCUCAAAAAGUUAUACAGCUGGGUUAACCCCUAGCCAUCUGCUGUAGCCUUAGCCCUAGCCUAGCCAGUUCAUCUAGAUUUGUAUUAACUGCUGUAGCUAGCUGCUAGUCUUAGCUUAGCCUAGCCGGCGAUGCUAACGAUCAUGACCAGAUUAAGCAGGCAAGGGUUCCUCCUGCUGACCGUGUGGAUUAGCACAUAAUGCACUAGGGACUCCUGCUGACAGCUGUUUACCAUCCAUAACACUGUCUCAACAGACAGACCAGAUGUGCUGCCAGGCUGGCUCAGUUGGGCACUAAAGAACACAGACAGUACUGAGUAGUACUAAAUACUUACAGUACAGACAGUACUGAGUAGGACUAAGAGUAUUACUAUAACAGACAUUAUAUACUAGCAGUGACAUCGUCCUGCUGAACAACAGUUUUGGGGUGAUCAGUAGAUUUUGGCUGAAUCCCAAAUGGCACCUUGUUUCCCACAUAGUGCACUACUUGGGAAUAGGGUACCAUUUGGGACGUAGCCUGAAGACAUUACCAGUUUGCAAUGCAUUUUUGCAUAUCUGUAGGCUUACUUGACCCCAAUUUUGCUCCACAAAGCACUAGAAGAGGGCAACAUGAAGUCGUUUGACAAAAGUGCAUGGGGUUUGCAUAAAAAACUAAAAGUAACUCUGGGAGGUCUUUUUGCCUAUAAUUGAUGUCCUUUAAAGACAUUUGAUAUGCAAUAUGCUGCCAAGUUUUUUAUGUGGAUUUGGAAUGUCAAUAUUAUUCAUUAAUUCAUACUAUUAAAUAAUUCAGAUCAUCCUUCAAUGCAAAUUGACUCGAGAUACCUUCUGUAGACAGUAUAAUACUCUUAUAAUAACAUCUAGGCUCCUGCACUGUUACAGUCACCACUUAUUUCAAUGAGUUGAGAUGUCAAUGUAAAUCGACAGUAUAUCGGCAUGUAAAAAAAUAAAAAUAAAAAUAAACAUUGAGGUACAAGCCAUCACCAUGCUGUCAAUUGAAUUAUCUCAAGUUGUAAAAAGAGAACAUUGCAUUGAUGCCUACUAUGCAGAAACAGUCGAUUGAUCUCCUGGGUCUCUUUUAGGCCAAAUGUCAGACCGAACUGGGACAAAGUUGGGGCAAAUCGAACCAAGGUCAGAGUGACAGGAUGCAGACUGGCUAGCUGUGUGUGUCACACACACACACACACACACACACACACAAACAAACCAUAGGGAAAUUAAUAGGCCUGGGGGUGUUUAUUCGAACAUGUACCAGCAUUGUUUACCCAAUGGAGAGUGAUAUGAACAUUAAUCUAAUCCGAUCACAACAAACGACCAACAGAUUGUAGGAUGUGUUGCUGCGUGAUAUACAGUAGUAUCUAAAGUAUGGCAGAGUGAAACCACCAUGCAUGCAGCUCUAGAUUUAGAUUCAGAUCUUUCCUCUGGUUAUAUUUAUGCAAUGUAUCCACAUUAUGUUAAUGUAUGUAACUUAGAGUGAAGCAUGUAGCACUUAGGUUAGUUAUUGUCUGUGCAAGUUAUCCCAAUUAACCAAAGCCUUUAUUUCACCCAGUGAUGCAAACAGAAAUAGGAAAUUGCAUCAUGUAAUAGCAAAGCAGUUUUCUUCUAUAAUUGCUCCACAGACAAGCUGAUAACUAUGCAUCUUAAAAGGGAGGGGAGAGCCACUUUGAUAUGCAGUAAAUGGCACCCUAUUCUCUAUAUAGUGCACUACAUGCUAUAUACUAGUCUAUAUCAUGCCCUAUGGGCCCUGGUCAAAAGUAGUGCACUAUGAAGGGAAUGAGGUGCCAUUUGGGAUGUAGCCCUCAUCUCAUUCUCAGCUCAGAUACUCUGAUUGAUAAAGAAGACAGAUUCAUUCAGAAGCAAAAACGUGAAGACGUUCCGUAUUAAGUGAUUUUGAAUCACAGAUAAUCAAAAAGCAGCUUGCAGGCCAAUCCGAAUCACAACUUCUUCUGAAAUGAUAUGUCAGCUAUGAUUUCUGAAUUCUCUGAUGAUGUCUUCGCUGGAGUGAAUCUGUCUCCAUAUACAGUGCCUUGCAAAAGUAUUCAUCCCCUUGGCAUUUUUCCUAUUUUGUUGCAUUACAACCUGUAAUUUAAAUGGACCAGGCAAGGCGGGCAUUAAUCAGAGAGGCAACAAAGAGACCAAAGAUAACCCUGAAGGAGCUGCAAAGCUCCACAGCGGAGAUUGGAGUAUCUGUCCAUAGGACCACUUUAAGCCGUACACUCCACAGAGCUGGGCUUUACAGAAGAGUGGCCAGAAAAAAUCCAUUCAUUGAAGAAAGAAAUAAGCAAACACAAUUGGUGUUCGCCAAAAGCCAUGUGGGAGACUCCCCAAACAUAUGGAAGAAGGUACUCUGGUCAGAUGAGACUAAAAUUGAGCUUUUUGGCCAUCAAGGAAAACGCUAUGUCUGGCGCAAACCCAACACCUCUCAUCACACAGAGAACACCAUGCCCACAGUGAAGCAUGGUGGUGGCAUCAUCAUGCUGUGGGGAUGUUUUUCAUCGGCAGGGACUGGGAAACUGGUCAGAAUUGAAGGAAUGAUGGAUGGCGCUAAAUACAGGGACAUUCUUGAGGGAAUUCCAGAGAUUUGAGACUGGGAGGGAGGUUCACAUUCCAGCAGGACAAUGACCCUAAGCAUACAGCUAAAGCAACACUCGAGUGGUUUAAGGGGAAAUAUUUAAAUGUCUUGGAAUGGCCUGGUCAAAGCCCAGACCUCAAUCCAAUUGAGAAUCUGUGGUAUGACUUAAAGAUUGCUGUACACCAGCAGAACCCAUCCAACUUGAAGGAGCUGGAGAAGUUUUGCCUUGAAGAACGGGCAAAAAUCCCAGUGGCUAGCUGUGCCAAGCUUAUAGAGACAUACCCCAAGAGACUUGCAGCUGUAAUUGCUGCAAAAGGUGGCUCUACAAAAUAUUGACUUUGGGGGGGGGGGGGGGGGGGGGGGGGGGGGGGGGGUGAAUAGUUAUGCACGCUCAAGUUUUCUGUUUUUUUGUCAUAUUUCUUGUUUGUUUCACAAUAAAACAUAUUUUGCAUCUUCAAAGUGGUAGGCAUGUUGUGUAAGUCAAAUGAUACAAACCCCAAAAAUAUUUUUUACAUUUUAGCAGACGCUCUUAUCCAGAGCAAUUAGGGUUAAGUGCCUUGCUUAAGGGCACAUCGACAGAUUUUUCACCUAGUCGGCUCAGGGAUUAGAACCAGCGACCUUUCGGUUACUGGCACAAUGCUCUUACCCACUAAGCUACCAAUUUUAAUUUUUUUUAAAUGGAAAAAUGCCAAAGGGGGUGAAUACUUUCGCAAGUCACUGUAUGGGACAUUCUACAGAAGUGGUGCAAAUUGCAGUCCCACCCCAAAAAACUAUUAACAAAAACAGUUAAGUCUUCAAAUUUAGGACAUACAGUGCUAUGAAAAAGUAUUUGCCCCCUUUCUAAUUUUCUCUACUUUUGCAUAUUUGUGAUACUGAAUGUUAUCAGAUCUUCAACCAAAACCUAAUAUUAGAUAAAGGGAACAUAAGUGAACAAAUAACACUCUGCAUUCCACAGUAAGAACAUCAUACAAAAGGUCAAGCAGGGUGGUGGUGGUGUGAUGGUUUGGGGAUGCUUUGCUGCCUCAGGACCUGGACGACUUGCCUUAAUAGAAGGACAAUGAUCCAAAACACACAAUCAAGUCUACAUGAAAAUUGCUAAAAAGCAACAAAUUGGAAGUUUUGGAAUGGCCUAGUCAAAGUCCAGACCUAAUCCCAAUUGAGAUAUUGUGGCAGGACUUGAAAUGAGCAGUUCAUGCUUGAAAACCCACACGUCACUGAGUUAAAGCAGUUCUGCAUGGAAGAGUGGGCCAAAAUUGCUCAUUGCAGCUAAAGGUGGCACAACCAGUUAUUGAGUGUAAGGGGGCAAUUACUUUUUCACACAGGGGAAUUGGGUGUUGCAUAACUUUGUUUAUGAAAUAAAUAUGUAAUUGUUGUGUUAUUUGUCCACUUAUGUUCCCUUUAUCUAAUAUUAGGUUUUGGUUGAAGAUCUGAUAACAUUCAGUAUCACAAAUAUGCAAAAGUAGAGAAAAUUAGAAAGGGGGCAAAUACUUUUUCAUAGCACUGUAAAUUUACAUCAUGAUAUGUUUUAAUUCAAUCCAAGGCAAUAACAAACAUAUUAUAAAGUUUAUAUUGUACAUACUGUAUAUAGUACAUUGUACAUAAUAUAGUACAUUGUUUAUACACUUAUUUAUAUUGAGAGGUGUUUGAAAAUAAAGCAAUUAAUGAUUUUUUUAACACUAUUAUUUCAAUAGAACAUCUUGUAGUUAGUAUUUAAAAAAAAAUAUAUAUAUAUAUAUUUCAAAACGAAUGCUGUCCCAUCUUUUGAUGUCACAACCGAAACACACAUUGAAAGACUGUCCACAUUGAAAGACUGUCCAAAGAAAGAUAUACAGCCAUAUGUUAGCUAUGGGGAUUCUUUAAAGUCCAAAAUAAGUCAAAAUUGUUCAAACCGAAAUGUUCACAACCGAAACAAUUGACACCAUAGAGAUAUAUAGAGGUCUCAUCUUUGUAUCUGUGCUAUUAUGGCGUCUGUAACAGCAGCGGCAGCGUUAUUUCCAUUCUAAAGUUGCAUGCUCUACCAACUGAGCUACAGAGGACCACCAUGUGGGUAGUGGACAAGUGCACACUUCAAGAAAAAGUGUAGAGUAUUGAGAUGCAUAGCCAGCAGGGGGGCUCCAACCCUCCAAGAGCCCAAACAUUUACAUAUAUUUGGCCAAAACAUAUACGCCUUUAAUGUGCUAUACUGUACUGUACUGUACUGUACUGUUCUGUAAUGUACUUUACUCUACUGUACUGUGCUGUACUCUACUGUACUAUACUGUACUGUUUACUCUACUUGAGUUUCUUACAAUUGAAGAAAGGGGCCAUGGACUCUUGAUCCAGUGGUCUUGGUCUUGGGCCACUCAAGACCACACAAAUUCGGUCUUUAAUAAACUUUUACUGCAGUGGGCUAAAUCAGGGUCACACAGAGUGUUUCUUGGUAGUCUUAAACAAAUCUACUUUGAAACCAAAGUAUACACCUCACACACGGUUAUGGGCUUAAAAAAAAGAAGGCAGCCAUACCAUGUCAGAUAUAGAGUCGAAAUGUAUUACAUUUUGAGUUUGCAUCCCAAUAUUACACGUUAUAUACAUCACAGAAGACUGAAAUUUAACAAAACCAUUUGACAUAGAAACACCAGAUUUUCGGCUGGUCAUUUGACUGCAGGAAAGGGGGACCUUGUCAUGGCCUCAACUCACUGGGUCUGGAUCUUGGGACCAUAAAUCUUGGUCUCGGCUCCUGGAUAUUACCUUAGUCUUUGGUUUACAAACCAUAUGCAACCCAAUUUGAAAAAGACAAUGCUCUCUGAUCAUUGGCUGAUCACUCCCAGUUGACUACUUUUAAAUGGUGGAGACCCUCAAUGGCAAUGUCUAUAAUAAAAAUAGAGUCCUCCAUUUAUCUCUAUGAUUAACACUUGACUCCUAAAUGCCAGUUAUUUUACCAAAAUAAAGAUAGGUAAAGUGAUGGGGCAGCAGUUAGCCUAGCGGUUAAGAGCGUUGGGCCAUUAACUGAAAUGUUGCUGGUUCGAAUCCCCGAGCUGACUAUUGACGUGUCCUUGAGCAAGUACCUAAGGAUUCAUGGACAUGGGGGGAGAUACUGGCUGGAAAGGGUCCUUGGGCACAACCGGGAGAAUAUCGCCGCCCUCGUGAAGAGCUGGAGGCAGCUAAAGCCGAGAGGAGGCGGUAUGAGGAGGCAGCACGGAGUCAAGGCUGGAAGCCCGUGGGUACCACCCAAAAAUUUCUUGGGGGGGGGCUUAAAGGGAGUGUGGCGAAGUCAGGUAGGAGACCUGCGCCUACUCCCUGGACUUAACCGUGGAGAGCGAGAGUACGGGCAGACACCGUGUUACGCAGUAGAGCGCAUGGUGUCUCCUGUACGCAGGCAUAGCCCGGUUCGGUACAUUCCAGCUCCACGUAUCGGCCGGGUUAGAGUGAGCGUUGAGCCAGAUGUCAUGAAGCCGGCCCAACGCAUCCGGCUACCAGUGCGUCUUCUCGGGCCGGCGUACAUGGCACCAGCCUUACGCAUGGUGUUCCCGGUUCGCCCACAUAGGCCGGUGCGGGUUAUUCCACCUCCCCGUACUGGUCGGGCGACGGGGAGCAUCAACCCGGGUAAGGUUGGGCAGGCUCAGUGCUCAAGGGGGCCAGUAAGCCUGCACGGUCCGGUAUUUCCGGCGCCACCUCCCCGCUCCAGCCCAGUACCACCAGUGCCUACACCACGCACCAAGCCUCCUGUGUGUUCCCCGAGUCCUGUGCGUCCUGUUGCUGCUCUCCGCACUAGGCCUUAUGUGCGUCCCCAGGGUCCAGCAUGCCCUGUUCCUGCUCCCCGCACUAGGCUUUAUGUGCGUUCCCAGGGUCCAGCAUGCCCUGUUGCUUCUCCCCGCACUAGCUCUGAGAUGCGUGUCCUCAGCCCGGUACCUCCAGUUCCGGCACCACGCACCAGGCCUACGGUGCGCCUCAGACGGCCAGAGUCUGCCGUCUGCCCAACGGGGCCUGAACUGCCCGUCUGCCCAAAGGCGCUUGAACUGGCCGUCUGGACUGAGCCUGCAAAGCCGCCCGUCUGCCAUGAGCCUUCAGAGCCGCCCGUCUGCCAUGAGCCGCUAGAGCCUUCCGCCAGACAGGAUCAGCCAGAGCCUUCCGCCAGACAGGAUCAGCCAGAGCCUUCCGCCAGACAGGAUCAGCCAGAUCCGUCAGCCGGCCAUGAGCAGCCAGAUCCGUCAGCCAGCCAUGAGCAGCCAGAUCCUUCAGCCAGCCAUGAGCAGCCAGAUCCGUCGGCCAGCCAUGAGCAGCCAGAUCCGUCGGCCAGCCAUGAGCAGCCAGAUCCGUCAGCCAGCCAUGAGCAGCCAGAUCCGUCAGCCAGCCAUGAGCAGCCAGAUCCUUCAGCCAGCCAUGAGCCGUCCAGCCAGGAUCCGCCAGAGCCAGCCAGCCAGGAUCCGCCAUUGAGUCCGGUGCUGUCCCUUAGCCCGGUGCUGCCCCUUAUCCUGGUGCUGCCCCUUAGUCCGGUGCUGCCCUUUAGUCCGGUGCCGCCCCUUAAUCCUGUGGGGUUUAGUGGGGGGGUGGUCAUGUGGAGGAGGCUACGGAAGCAGAUAGUGACUAAGGUGGGGUGGGGACCACGACCAGGGCCAGAACCGCCACCGUGGACAGACGCCCACCUAGACCCUCCCCUAGACUGUAUGCUGGUGCGCCCGGAGUUCGCACCUUUAGGGGGGGGUACUGUGACACUCUGGCUCCGGGACUUUUGUAUUUGAGCCAGGGUGUAUUUUGUUAUGUUGGGUUUGGGUGUAUUUCUAGGUUUGCCUUUCUGUUGGCUUCAUUUCUAGGUUUGGUCUAUGACUCCCAAUCGGAGGUAACGAGUGUCAGCUGUCGGCUCGUUAUCUCUGAUUGGGAGCCAUAUUUAAUCUGAAUGUUUUCCUGUGGGAAUUGUGGGUUUUUGUUCCGUUUCGGUCAGUGUACCGUGGACUUCAUUGAGUCGUCUUUUGUUUUGUAGUUCUAUAACGUUUAAUUAAUAAAGUCAUGUUUCUUGGACACGCUGCGCCUUGGUCAUACUUAGACGACAUAGACGACCAUGACAAUAAGUGCAUCUGCUAAAUGACUAAAAAGUGAUAAUUUAAACAUCUAACAACAUAAUGAAUUAGAUGCAUAAGUAAAUCAAUCAACAAGUUUCAGAUUCAUACAUUGAACAUUUUACAGAGAACAAUAAAGAUGACAUUUCUCUAAAUUUAUUUUUAAUUUUUUUUUUAGUGUGCAAAGCUGUCAUCAACGCAAAGGGUGGCUAUUUGAAUAAUCUCAAAUAUAACAUUUUUUAUUUUAUUUUUAUAGAUUUGUUUAACACUUUUUUGGUUACUACAUGAUUCCAUAUGUGGUAUUUCAUAGUUUUGAUGUCUUCACUAUUAUUCUACAAUGUAACAAAUAGUAAAAAUAAAGGAAAACCCUUCAAAUGAGUAAGUGUGUCCACACUUUUGACUGGUAGUGUAUGUCAUGGAAAGAGCCGGUUUCCUUAAUGUUUUGUACACUCAGUGUAUAGAGUAUGACUACCUGACAUAUGUUGGAAGAGAUGUGCUGAAAGUUUGCAAAAAAUAGGAUACAGAAAAAACAAAAAUAUCCAACCCCCAAUUUAUAGAAUGACCCAUAUCAUAGAUGACAUUCUAACCAGAGGAUAUUGAGGGAUUUUCCCCCUCUGUAAAGUAGUGCACUAUAAAGAGAAUAGGGUGCUAUUUGAGAUGCACACAUUGAUCUUUCUUCUUUCAUUGUACCAGUAAGUGGGGAGUAAUCCCAAAGAGUCAUAGAGAUCCCUUCUCUGCUGCGGGUCUCAAUGGCUUUGGGAGGCACUGUCUUUAAUCUAACAUUUAGCGUCUCCGCUAAUCUCACCAGAGUACAGACAGGGCCGUAUCCAGGGUUUGAGUUUUAAGUGAGGUCCGGAAGUGGACAUUUCUUAAAAGUUGAAGUUCAUUUACUGCAUUUCUAUACAAUUAAAGAAUGUUUAAAUACUAUUUGGAGAACAGCAAAAACAAGCAAAAAUGACCCCAGCCAUUAUCACCUUGGCUGCUGUAGGUGGUAAAUAGACAGCUACGAAAAAUAUAGAUGAAAACUCUCUUGGUAGAUAGUGUGGUCUACAGUUUAUCAUGAGGUACUCUACCUCAGGCGAGCAAAUCCUCGAGACUUCCUUAAUAUUAGAUAUCGAGCACCAGCUGUUAUUGACAAAUAGACACACACCACCACUACUCGUCUUACCAGAUGUAGCUGUUCUGUCCUGCUGAUGCCUGGAAAACCCAGCCAACUGUAUAUUGUCUGUGUCGUCGUUCAGCCACGACUCUGUGAAACAUAAGAUAUUACAGUUUUUAAUGUCCCGUUGGUAGGAUAGUCUCGAACGGAGAUCAUCCAGUUUAUUCUCCAGUGAUUGCACGUUGGCCAAUAGAACGGAUGGUAGAGGCAGUUUACCCACUCGCCGACGAAUUCUCACAAGGCACCCCGAACUCCGCCCCCUGUAUUUCCAUAUUUUCUUCACGCGAAUGACGGGGAUUUGGGCCUGGUCUCGGAGAAGCAGUAUAUCCUUCGCGUCGGACUGAUUAAAGAAAAAUUAUUUGUCCAGUUCGAGAUGAGUAAUCUCUGUUCUGAUAUCCAGAAGCUCUUUCCGGUCAUAAGAGAUGGUAGCAGCAACAUUAUGUACAAAAUAAGUUAAAAACAAUGCGAAAAAACACACAAAAUAGCAAAGUUGGUUAGGAGCCCGUAAAACGGCAGCCAUCCCCUCUGGCGCCAUUCUGAGAACCCUUUGCCAAGAUAAUCCAUCCACCUGACAGGUGUGGCAUACCAAGAAGCUGAUUAAACAGAAUGAUCAUUACACAUGUGCACCUUGUGCUGGGGACAAUAAAAGGCCACUCUAAAAUGUGCAGUUUUGUCACAACACAAUGCUACAGAUGUCUCAAGUUUUUUGAGGGAGCUUUCAAUUGGCAUGCUGACUGCAGGAAUGUCCACCAGAGCUGUUGCCAGAGAAUGUAAUGCUAAUUUCUCUACCAUAAGCCGCCUCCAACGUUGUUUUAGAGAAUUUGGCAGUACUUCCAACCGGCCUGACAAAUGCAGACCACGUGUAACCACGCCAGCCCAGGACCUCCACAUCGGGCUUCUUCACAUGCGGGAUCAUCUGAGACCAGCCACCCGGACAGCUGAUGAAUCUGUGGGCUUGCACAACAGAAUAAUAUUUGCACAAACUAUCAGAAACCAUCUCAGGGAAGCUCAUCUGUCCUCACCAGGGUCUUGACCUGACUGCAGUUCGGCGUCGUAACCGACUUCAGUGGGCAAAUGCUCACCUUCGAUGGCCUCUGGCACAGUGGAGAAGUGUGUUCUUCAUGGAUGAAUCCUGGUUUCAACUGUACCAGGCAGGUGGCAGACAGCGAGUAUGGCGUCGUGUGGGCGAGCGGUUUGCUGAUGUCAACGUUGUGAACAGAGUGCCCCAUGGUGGCGGUGGGGUUAUGAUAUGGGCAAUCAUAAGCUAUGGACAACAAACACAACUGCAUUUUAUGUAUGGCAAUUUGAAUGCACAGAGAUACCGUGACGAGAACCUGAGGCCCAUUGUCGUGCCAUUCAUCCGCCGCCAUCACCUCAUGUUUCAUCAUGAUAAUGCACGGCCCCAUGUCACAAGGAUAUGUACACAAUUCCUGGAAGCUGAAAAUGUGCAAGUUCUUCCAUGUCCUGCAUACUCACCAGACAUGUCACCCAUUGAACAUGUUUGGAAUGCUCUGGAUUGGCGUGUAAAACGGUGUAUUCUAGUUCCCGCCAAUAUCCAGCAACUUCACACAGCCAUUAAAGAGAGGAGGGACAACAUUCCACAGGUCACAAUCAACAGCCUGAUAAACUCUAUGCGAAGUCACACUGCAUGAGGCAAAUGGUGGUCACACCAGAUACUGACUGGUUUUCUAAUCCACGGCCCUACUUUUUUUUAAGGUGUCUGUGACCAACAGAUGCAUAUCUGUAUUCCCAGUCAUGUGAAAUUGACUGAUUUCCUUAUAAAUCAAAUCAGAUCAAAUUUAAUUUGUCACAUACACGUGUUUAGCAGAUGUUAUUGCGUGUGUAGCGAAAUGCUUAUGCUUCUAGCUCCGACAGCGUAGUAAUAUCUAACAAGUAAUAUCUAACAAUUUCACAACAGUAAGGAAUGGAAUUUAAGAAUAUAUACAUAUAUGGACAAGCAAUGACAGAGCGGCAUGGACUAAGAUACAGUAGGAUAUUAUAGAAUAGAGUACAGUAUAUACAGUACAUAUGAGAUGAGUAGUGCAAGAUAUGUAAACAUUAUUAAAGUGACUAGUGUUCCAUUUCUAUCUCAAGUGGCCAGUGAUUUCAAUAGGCUAUUUAACAGUCUGAUGGCCUUGAGAUAGAAGCUGUUUUUCAUUCUCUCGGUCCCAGCUUUGAUGCACCAGUACUGACCUCGCCUUCUGGAUGAUAGCAGGGUGAACAGGCAGUGGCUCGGGUGGUUGAUGUCCUUGAUGAUCUUUUUGGCCUUCCUGUGAUAUCGGGUGCUGUAGGUGUCUUGGAGGGCGGGUAGUUUGCCCCCGGUAAUGCGUUCGGCAGAACGCACCACCCUCUGGAGAGCCCUGCGGUUGCGGGCGGUGCAGUUGCCGUACCAGGCGGUGAUACAGCCCGACAGGAUGCUCUCAAUUGUGCAUCUGUAAAAGUUUGUGAGGGUUUAAUGUGCCAAGCCAAAUUUCUUCAGCCUCCUGAGGUUGAAGAGGCUCUGUUGCGCCUUCUUCACCACACUGUCUGCAUGGGUGGACCAUUUCAGUUUGUCAGUGAUGUGUACACCAAGGAACUUGAAGCUUUCCACCUUCUCCACUGCGGUCCCGUCGAUGUGGGUAGGGUGGUGCACCCUCUGCUGUUUCCUGAAGUCCACGAUCAUCUCCUUUGUUUUGUUGACGUUGAGUGAGAGGUUAUUUUCCUGGCACCACACUCCCAGAGCCCUCACCUCCUCCCUGUAGGCGGUCUCGUCAUUGUUGGUAAUCAAGCCUACUACUGUUGUGUCAUCUGCAAACUUGAUGAUUGAGUUGGAGGCGUGCUUGGCCACGCAGUCAUGGGUGAACAGGGAGUACAGGAGGGGGCUGAGCACGCACCCUUGUGGGGCCCCAGUGUUGAGUAUCAGCGAAGUGGAUAUGUUGUUUCCUACCUUCACCACCUGGGGGGCGGUGGUGAAGGUAGGAACCCAGUUGCACAGGUCGAGGUUCAGACCCAGGGCUUCGAGCUUAAUGAUGAGCUUGGAGGGUACUAUGGUGUUGAAUGCUGAGCUAUAGUCAAUGAACAGCAUUCUUACAUAGGUAUUCCUCUUGUCCAGAUGGGAUAGGGCAGUGUGCAGUAUGAUGGCGAUUGCAUCGUCUGUGGAUCUAUUGGGGCGGUAAGCAAAUUGAAGUGGGUUUAGGGUGACAGUUAAAGUAGAGGUGAUAUGAUCCUUGACUAGUCUCUCAAAGCACUUCAUGAUGACAGAGGUGAGUGCUACGGGGCGAUAGUCAUUUAGUUCAGUUACCUUUGCUUUCUUGGGUACAGGAACAAUGGUGGCCAUCUUGAAGCAUGUGGGGACAACAGACUGGGAAAGGGAGAGAUUGAAUAUGUUGGUAAACACACCAGCCAGCUGGUCUGCGUAUGCUCUGAGGACCCGGCUAGGGAUGCCAUCUGGGCCGGCAGCCUUGCGGGGGUUAACAUGCUUAAAUGUCUUACUCACGUCGGCUACGGAGAAGGAGAGGCCACAGUCCUUGGUAGUGGGCACUGUGUUAUCCUCAAAGCGGGCGAAGAAGGUGUUUAGCUUGUCUGGAAGCGAGACGUCGGUGUCGGCGAUGUGGCUGGUUUUCCUUUUGUAGUCCGUGAUUGUCUGUAGACCCUGCCAAACACGUCUCGUGUCUGAGCCGUUGAAUUGCGACUCCACUUUGUCUCUAUACUGAUGUUUUGCCAGUUUAAUUGCCUUGCGGAGUGUGUAGCUACACUGUUUGUAUUCUGCCAUAUUCCCAGUCACCUUGCCAUGGUUAAAUGCCGUGGUUCGCGCUUUCAGUUUUGCGUGAAUGCUGCCAUCUAUCCACGGUUUCUGGUUAGGGUAGGUUUUAAUAGUCACAGUUGGCACAACAUCACCUAUACACUUCCUGAUAAACUCAGUCACCGUUUCAGUGUAUUCGUCUAAAUUAUUUUCGCAAGCUACCCGGAACAUAUCCCAGUCCGCGUGAUCAAAACAAUCUUGAAGUUUGGAUUCCGAUUGGUCAGACCAACAUUGAAUAGUCCUUAGCACGGGUACUUCCUGUUUGAGUUUCUGCCUAUAGGAAGGGAGGAGCAAAAUGGAGUCGUGGUCAGAUUUGCCCGAAAGGAGGGCGGGGGAGGGCCUUAUAACCAUCCCGGAAGUUCGAAUAGCAAUGGUCGAGGAUUUUAGCCGCGCGACUACAACAGUCAAUAUGUUGAUAGAACUUCGGCAGCCUAGUCCUCAAAUUUGCUUUGUUAAAAUCCCCGGCUACAAUAAAUGCAGCCUCAGGAUGUGAUUUCCAGUUUGCAUAAAGUCCAGUGAAGUUCUUUGAGGGCCGUCGUGGUAUCGGCUUGAGGGGGGAUAUACACGGCCGUGACUAUAACCGAAGAAAAUUCUCUUGGGAGAUAAUACGAUCGGGAUUUGAUUGUGAGGUAUUCUAGGUCGGGUGAACAGAAGGACAUGAGUUCCUGUAUGUUUCUACAAUUACACCAUGAGUCGUUAAUCAUGAAACACACACCUCCACCAUUCUGCUUCCCGGAGAGAUAUUUAUUCCUGUCUGUGCGAUGAACUGAGAACCCAUCUGGCUGGACCCCAGAGAGCCAUGUUUCCGUGAAACAAAGUAUGUUACAGGCCUUGAUGUCUCUCUGGAAAGAAAUCCUUGUCCGGAGCUCGUCGAGCUUGUUGACCAGAGACUGAACAUUAGCGAGUAGUAUACUUGGAAGUGGUGGGUGGUGUGCGCGCCUCCUAAGUCGAACCAGCAGGCAGCUCCGAGUGCCUCUCCUCCGCUGGCGAUAUUUUGGGUCAGCCGCUGGAAUCAGUUCAAUUGCCCUGGGGAGAGCAAACAAAGUAUCUGCUUCGGGAAAGUCGUAUUCCUGGUCGUAAUGCUGGUGAGUUACCGCCACUCUGAUAUACAAUAGUUUUUCCUGGCUGUAUGUAAUGAUAUAAAACACUUUCUGAGCUAAUAAUGUAAAAAAUAGUACAUAAAAAAACAAAAUAAUGCAAAGUUUCCUAAGAGCUAGUCGCGAUGCUGCCAUCCUUGUCGGCGCCAGGUGGUUUGACAACUGCAAUUUAAUCACUUGCGCUAUAAAUGCAACAAAGUCCACCUGUUAGUGUGUCGGGAUCCUUCUCCUGAACGGCAUUCACUGCAGGCUUCAGCUAUUAAGGUGCCUCUUGGUCCCAAAACACAAGCUUUCUGGAGUGCUGAUGACCCGUCUUUUCAACGCGAUCUUCGUAUUCUGAUAGCAGAAGUCACAUGUACUCUAAGUGUCAAGUGUAGACACAGCCACACUGUCAGCAACGUCUCUAGUUGCCUAUUUGAGCUGACUGCGAGCUGGGGUAGUUAGUUUCAUUUCUCAGACCCUCUGCCUGUGCCGUGAGAGGGCGGCGUUAGCUGUUUGAGAGAGUGGUGAAUGUGCUGCUAAAAAGGCAAAUCCGGGACGACAAAUCCGGUGGACGCAGGCGAACAUAAUGAACAAACCACUGUUUAUGAUUACACUCGUUUCGGAAAGAAGCAGGCACGAUUAGAAAUCAGUCAGAUCAAGAAGCGUCUCUGAGCUUUGAUCAACGCUGAGAGCAAUAUUUUGAUGUUUACUCAUAAUAGAUUUUCUUUAUUUUGUUAAACAUGUAUACAGUAUUUGUAUUUUUGUAUUAUCAUGGCUGUCAACAUCACUCCACAAGCCAACACCACUCUGGCACCCAAAGGCAGCGUUUCUGGUGAGCGGAGACUUAACACGGGGAGACGUAAAACCAUCCUACCUCACUUCUACCAACACAUCUCUUGCGCCACUAGGGGAGCUAAAACUCUAGACCACUUUUAUUCUACCCACAGAAAUGCAUACAAGGCCCUCCCUCGUCCUCCCUUUGGCAAAUCCCCAGGCCCUCCUGUAGCUCAGUUGGUUGAGCAUGGCGCUUGCAACGCCAGGGUUGUGGGUUCGAUUCCCACGGGGGGCCAGUAUGAAAAAUGUAUGCACUCACUAACUGUAAGUCACUCUGGAUAAGAGCGUCUGCUAAAUGACUAAAAUGUAAAUCUGACCAUGACUCCAUUCUCCUGCUUCCUGUUAACAAGCAAAAGCUCAAACAGGUAGUACCAGUGAUGGAAGUGGUCGGAUGAAGCACAUGCGAGGCUACAAGAUUGUUUGCUAGUGCAGACUGGGAUACAGUAUGUUCCGGGAUUCAUCGAUAGCAUUGAGGAGUUUACCACAACAGUCAUGGGCUUCAUCAAUAAGUGCAUAGAUGAUGUCAUCCCCACAAUGACUAUAAGAAUGUAUCCAAACCAAAAACCAUGGAUUACUGUCACGAUUCUCUAAAGCAGAACCCAGAAGCAGACAAGGUGAGUAGACAGAAGGGGAGUAUUUAUUUAACGACUCAAAUGUGGAAGCAGGAUAAUUCAGGAGACGGAGCGGGCAGCGGAGGUGAGUUGGUGGAAGUGAAUAGGCAGAUCCAAUGAUGUUACAGAACCCACCGACGACCAGGCAAGUGUGGAGUGAAUGUUCUGGGAGAAUAACUGUAGACAGAGUAAACGGAGGUAAGUACACGGCAAGCAAAAAGUACAAAACAACAAAACAAACUCUAGAAAACUUGAGGCUGAUACGCUGACACAACAUACUGUUCAUGACUAACGAUUCGGCAGGGAAUGGAUGUCAGGUCAGAGCUUAUGAAGUGGAGAGGUGAUGAUCAGGACCAGGUGUGCAGAUAGCUGAUGAGAUGCAGGUGCGGGUAAUAGAGAGAUCUCUCGCCUAGCUUCGUCGCCCGGCAACCAGAAAGGGUGCGUUCAGGAACCUCAGGAAAACAGACUCCAGGACAGAAAACAGGCAACUCAGGCAGAAACAGACUCAGGAAGCGGGAUUCAUGACAAUUACAGGCAAUAUCCGUGCUGAGCUAAAGACUACAGCUACUGCUUACAAGGAACGGGACACAGACAUGGACGCAUACAAGAAAGCUCGCAACGACCUCCGACGAGACAUCCUACAUGCAAAAAGACAAUAUAGGAGGAAGGUGGAAUCCUAUUACACCGGCUCUGACGCUCGUCGUAUGUGGCAGGGCUUGCAGACGAUAACAGAAUACAAAGGGAAACCCAGCCAUGAGUUGCCCAGCGAUGCAGAACUCCCAAACUAGCUUAAUGCCUUUUAUGCUCGCUUCGAGAAAGAAAACACUCUGCCUUGCGUGAAACACCCUGUUUUUCCAGAUUACUGUGUGAUCUCGCUCUCUGUGGCUGAUGUGAGCAAAACAUUUAAACAGGUUAACAAUCAGACGGAAUACCAGGCCGCGUUCUCAAGGCAUACACAGACCAGCUGGCAAUCUCUCCUUGUCCCAGUCGGUAAUCCCAACAUGUUUCAAGCAGACCACCAUUGUCCCUGUUCCCAAUAUCUCCAAGGUAACCUGCCUAAAUGACUAUCGCCCUGUAGCACUCACAUCUGUAAUUAUGAAGUGCUUUGAAAGGCUGGUCAUGACACACAUCAACACCAUCAUCCCAGACAUGCUAGACCCACUCCAAUUCACAUACCCCCCCAACAGAUCCACAGAUGACGCAAUCUCAAUUGCACUGCCCUCUCCCACCUGGACCAGAGUGGAAAUAACUAUGUGAGAAUGCUGUUCAUAGACUACAGCUCAGCGUUCAACACCAUAGUCCCCACCAAGCUCGUCACUAUACUGGGACUGAACCCCUCCCUCUGCAACUGGAUCCUGGACUUCCUGACGGGCCGCCCCCAGGUGGUGAGGGUAGGCAACAACACCUCUGCCACACUGACCCUCAACAUGGGGGCCCCUCAGGGGUAUGUGCUUAGUCCCCUCCUGUACUCCCUGUUCACCCACAACUGCAUGGCCAUGCACGGCUCCAACACCAUCAUCAAGUUUACUGACGACACGACGGUGCUAGGCCUGAUCACCGACGGCGAUGAGUCACCAUCGAGAGCAUUUUGACUGGCUGCAUCACAGCUUGGUAUGGCAAAUGCACCAUCCUUGAUCGCAAAGCGCUACAGAGGCUGGUGCGGACAGCCCAGUACAUCACUGGGGCAAAGCUCCCUGCCAUCCAGGACGUCUAUAUCAGGCGGCGUCAGAGGAAGCCUGAAUAAUUGCCAAAGACUCCAGCCACCCAAGCCGUAGAUUGUUCACUCUGCUACCGUCCGGCAAACAGUACAGGAGCAUCGGCUCUCUUGGUCCGAGACAGCUUCUACCCCGAAGCCAUAAGACUCCUAAAUAGCCAGACUGAUAAAUAGUCAAUUAAUGGGACUCAAAUUAUCUGCACUGACUCUAUCUUGCACUGACCCUACGCACACUCACUAGACUAUACUACACUGACAUUCCCACACAAAACACAAACAUUCACAUACACUACAUACGCACACACACACAUAACACACACAUGCAUACCAACACAACACAAACACACAUGCACUCACACACUUUUACACUCAUCAUUUGCUGCUGCUAUUCCUUUCUUUAUUUUACUCAUAUUUUAUCUAUCCUGAUGCCUAGUCACUUUACCCUGCCUUCAUGUACAUGUCUACCUCAAAUACCUCGUACACCUGCACAUUGAUCUGGUACUGGUACUCCCUGUAUAUAGCUCCAUUCUUGUGUAUUUUAUUUAAUUUGUCUUGUAUUACUUCCACAUCACCAACAAACUAUCAUGGUCCAAACACACCAAGACAGUCGUGAAGAGGUCACGACAAAGCCUAUUCCCCCUCAGGAGACUGAAAAGAUUUGGCAUGGGUCCUCAGAUCCUCAAAACGUUCUACAUCCUGACUGGUUACAUCACAGCCUGGUAUGGCAACUGCUCGGCCUCCAACCGCAAGGCACUACAGAGGGUAGUGCGUACAGCCCAGUACAUAACUGGGGCCAAGCUUCCUGCCAUACAGGACCUCUAUACCAGGCGGUGUCAGAGGAAGGCCCUAAAAAUUGUCAAAGACUCCAGCCACCCUAGUCAUCGUGUUCUCUCUGCUACCGCACAGCAAGCAGUACCGGAGUGCCAAGUCUAGGUCCAAAAGGCUUCUUAACAGCUUCUACCCCCAAGCCAUAAGACUCCUGAACAGCUAAUCAAAUGGCUACCCGGACUAUUUGCAUUGUCCCCCCCCCCUCUUUUACGCUGCUGCCACUCUCUGUUUAUUAUCUAUAGUCACUUUAACUCUACCUACAUGUACAUAUUACCUCAAUUACCUCGACUAACCUGUGCCCCUGCACAUUGACUCUGUACCGGUACCCCCUAUAUACAGUGAGGGAAAAAAGUAUUUGAUCCCCUGCUGAUUUUGUACGUUUGCCCACUGACAAAGAAAUUAUCAGUCUAUAAUUUUAAUGGCAGGUUUAUUUGAACAGUGAGAGACAGAAUAACAACAACAAAAUCCAGAAAAAUGCAUGUAAAAAAUGUUAUAAAUUGAUUUGCAUUUUAAUGAGGGAAAUAAGUAUUUGACCCCCUCUCAAUCAGAAAGAUUUCUGGCUCCCAGGUGUCUUUUAUACAGGUAACGAGCUGAGAUUAGGAGCACACUCUUAAAGGGAGUGCUCCUAAUCUCAGCUUGUUCCCUGUAUAAAAGACACAUGUCCACAGAAGCAAUCAAUCAAUCAGAUUCCAAACUCUCCACCAUGGCCAAGACCAAAGAGCUCUCCAAGGAUGUCAGGGACAACAUUGUAGACCUACACAAGGCUGGAAUGGGCUACAAGACCAUCGCCAAGCAGCUUGGUGAGAAGGUGACAACCGUUGGUGCGAUUAUUAGCAAAUGGAAGAUACACAAAAGAACUGUCAAUCUCCCUCGGCCUGGGGCUCCAUGCAAGAUCUCACCUCGUGGAGUUGCAAUGAUCAUGAGAACGAUGAGGAAUCAGCCCAGAGCUACACGGGAGGAUCUUGUCAAUGAUCUCAAGGCAGCUGGGACCAUAGUCACCAAGAAAACAAUUGCCGUGAAGGACUGAAAACCUGCAGCGCCCGCAAGGUCCCCCUGCUCAAGAAAGCACAUAUACAGGGCCGUCUGAAGUUUGCCAAUGAACAUCUGAAUGAUUCAGAGGAGAACUGGGUGAAAGUGUUGUGGUCAGAUGAGACCAAAAUCAAACUCUUUGGCAUCAACUCAACUUGCCGUGUUUGGAGGAGGAGGAAUGCUGCCAAUGACCCCAAGAACACCAUCCCCACCGUCAAACAUGGAGGUGGAAACAUUAUGCUUUGGAGGUGUUUUUCUGCUAAGGGGACAGGACAACUUCACCGCAUCAAAGGGACGAUGGACGGGGCCAUGUAUUGUCAAAUCUUGGGUGAGAACCUCCUUCCCUCAGCCAGGGCAUUGAAAAUGGGUCGUGGAUGGAUAUUCCAGCAUGACAAUGACCCAAAACACACGGCCAAGGCAACAAAGGAGUGGCUCAAGAAGAAGCACAUUAAGGUCCUGGAGUGGCCUAGCCAGUCUCCAGACCUUAAUCCCAUAGAAAAUCUGUGGAGGGAGCUGAAGGUUCGAGUUGCCAAACGUCAGGCUCGAAACCUUAAUGACUUGGAGAAGAUCUGCAAAGAGGAGUGGGACAAAAUCCCUCCUGGGAUGUGUGCAAACCUGGUGGCCAACUACAACAAACGUCUGACCUCUGUGAUUGCCAACAAGGGUUUUGCCACCAAGUACUAAGUUAUGUUUUGCAGAGGGGUCAAAUACUUAUUUCCCUCAUUAAAAUGCAAAUCAAUUUAUAAUAUUUUUGACAUGCGUUUUUCUGGAUUUUGUUGUUGUUAUUCUGUGUCUCACUGUUCAAAUAAACCUACCAUCAAAAUUAUAGACUGAUCAUGUCUUUGUCAGUGGACAAACGUACAAAAUCAGCAGGGGAUCAAAUACUUUUUUCCCUCACUGUAUAGCCUCGCUACAGUUAUUUUACUGCUGCUCUUUAUUAUUUGUUAUUUAUUUUCAUUUUAAAUUUUUUACUCAUCUAUUUUUUACUUAACACUUAUUUUUCUUAAAACUGCAUUGUUGGUUAAGGGCUUGUAAGUUAGCAUUUCACUGUAAGGUCUACACAUGUUGUAUUCGGUUGUGUGUGACAAAAGUAAAGUGUGGUGUACCACAGGGCAGCUCUCUAGGCCCUCUACGCUUUUCUAUUUUUACCAAUGACCUGCUACUGGCAUUAAACAAAGCAUGUGUGUCCAUGUAUGCUGUAUGCUGAUGAUUCAACCAUAUACGCAUCAGCAACCACAGCUAAUGAAGUCACUGAAACCGUUAACAAAGAGUUGCAGUCUGUUUUGGAAUGGGUGGCCACUAAUAAACUGGUCCUGAACAUCUCUAAAACUAAGAGCAUUGUAUUUGGUACACAUCAUUUCCUAAGUUCUAGACCUCAGCUGAAUCUGGUAAUGAAUGGUGUGGUUGUUGAACAAGUUGAGGAGACUAAAUUACUUGGAGUUACCUUAGAUUGUAAACUAUCAUGGUCAAAACAUAUAGAUUCAAUGGUUGUAAAGAUGGGGAGAGGUCUGUCCGUAAUAGAGAUGCUCUGCUUUUUUGACACCACACUCCAAAAAGCAAGUUCUGCAGGCUCUAGUUUUGUCUAAUCUUGAUUAUUGUCCAGUCGUGUGGUCCAGUGCUGCAAGGAAAUACCUAGUUAAGCUGCAGCUGGCCCAAAACAGAGCGGAGUCUUGCUCUUCAUUGUAAUCAGAGGGCUGAUAUAAAUACUAUGCAUGCCAGUCUCUCUUGGCUAAGAGUUGAGGAGAGACUGACUGCAUCACUUCUUCUUUUUAUAAGAAACAUUAAAAUCCCAAAUUGUUUGCAUAGUAAACUUACACACAGCUCUGACACACACACACUUACCCCACCAGACAUGCCACCAGGGGUCUUUUCACAGUCCACAAAUCCAGAACAAAUUCAAGAAAGCGUAUAGAGCCAUUAUUGCAUGGAACUCCGCUCUAUCUCAUAUUGCUCAAAUAAACAGCAAACCUGGUUUCAAAAACCAGAUAAAGCAACACCUCACGGCACAACGCCUCUCCCCUAUUUGACCUAGAUAGAUUGUGUGUAUCUAUUGAUAUGUAGGCUACGUGUGCCUUUUUUAAAAAUGUAUGUAGUUUUGUCCUUGAGCUGUUCUUGUCUAUUAAUGUUCUGUAUUAUGUCAUGUUUCAUGUUUUGUGUGGACCCCAGGAAGAGUAGCUGCUGCUUUUGCAACAGCUAAUGGGGAUCCUAAUAAAGUACCAAUACCAAAAUACCACUGCUGGGCCCUGACGACGGAACAGAGGUACUGCAAGGUCAUUACAUGAAAGACAGAGUAUAUACAGUCAGAGGUUUUUCGGAGUGCAGUUGUGUAAUUUGGCUUGAUCCUUUCACUUCUGCCUUCAGCCAGCGGAAUUGGUUCUAAAUCCCUUCGUUUCCGCUCCCAUUUAAGUCUACAGUACUAGACUGAGUCAGGUAAUGAUGAGUGAGUCAUCACCAUGCAACGAUUUUGCUUUCAAGUUCAAAGCUGAUCGUUCCCCUUAUUGCCUGUAGGAGAAUCCAGCUCAAUCACUGUACCCAGGUAUCACAAUCUAUGAGCCACCUGACAUGGCAUACUGUAGUUUGUCGGAAGAAAAAGAGGGUGAUAUGCACAUCUUAAAUUUAAGAAUAGCGGUGCUGGACUAAGAAAUAAUACUGAGAUAAAGGAUUGAGAGGCCUGCACAACGAAUAUUGCUUCUCCCCAGUACUUUAUUUCUGCACCCAAUUAUACAACAUUUUUAACUUCACACAUGUUUUUCUAUGUGGUUUCUUUCUUUUUGUUUUCCAGGCCCGGCUAUUCCAGUCGGAGUGGACGUACAAGUAGAAAGCUUGGACAGUAUCUCAGAAGUAGACAUGGUAGGUUUAGGUUAACCCAUUUUUGUACUACCAAGUUAUGACACAAAAACUUCCAACUGCGCGUUGUUGAAAUAAACUUAUAGUAAAAUACCCACAUCAUUAACACUUAUGUCAUUGGUUCCUGGAUCCAUAUGGACACGUUUUGUUGGUAUUUUUUGGCUAGCUAAAUCCCUUAUCUAACAGACUGUAACAUUUGGAUAGUCUUUGUUUACCAUGCAGAUGGUCAUCAUAAUGAUGGGUACUCCCAACUGUUGCUAGUCAUUACAAAUUGUGAGAGGGAGAGGGGUGAAAUAGGGAGUGAGAGAGGGAUGAUAUCUACUUUAGGGGUUUAGUGAGGAGUCGGAGUAGGCGGAGGGGGAUGAGGAGGAAGCGGAGAAGGAGGGGGUUAAGGCUGAGGAGGAAGAGGUUUGAGUCUCUUUGUGGUGGAGCUCAACCCAAGAGGCAUGAGAGGUUGCAGAGAAAUCAAAGAGACUGCUCUGACCAUUGACUUUCAGGCUACACUUAAUUUCAGCCCCAACAGAAUUUCAACCCAAAGUGCUGUAAGUACUGACAGCUGGGUGAAUGAUUUCUAUUUACAUGUAUAAACUGUAGCACUUUUCUCAAAGUCAAAGCUCUACAUUGAUUUGUGUAAUUUACUCACUGGGAUAACUCAACCCCUUAUGACCUCAAUAGCAUAGUUAUGUAUGAUAUAUGACUAAGAUGAUUCACUGGGAAUAGUUUUGCACAAUCACUGGGCUCUUUCAUUUUGCAUCAUAAAGUUUCUACAUUUUAGACCAUUAUAUUGGUUCCACGCACCCUGGGUACUGGGCAAUGCAUAACUUUCCCCUUCUCUGUUCCAAUAGGACUUCACCAUGACCCUGUACCUGAGACACUAUUGGAAGGACGAACGCCUGACCUUCACCAGCUCCACCAAUAAGAGCAUGACAUUCGACGGGCGUCUGGUGAAGAAGAUCUGGGUUCCAGAUGUGUUUUUUGUGCACUCCAAGAGAUCCUUCAUCCACGACACCACCACAGACAACAUCAUGCUCAGGGUCUUUCCCGACGGACACGUCCUCUACAGCCUGAGGUGGGUCUGGGAUGCUUUGGGGAUUAGGGUUGCAAAAUUCCAGUCACUUUUCCAAAAUACCCAUGUUUUCCAGAAAUCCUGUUUGGAAGAUUUCCGGAAUCAGAAGGGAAUAAGCAGGAAAUCCAGAAUCCUGGAAUCCUGGAAUUUCUGGAAAACCUUGGCAUUUUUGUAAAGUUAGCAGAAUUUCGCAACCUUAUGGUAUGGGUCAUUCUUUACAAUGCAGGGUUGGGGUUAAUUCAGUUUUUAAUUCAUUUUGAAUUGACUGUGCUAGCGCUGGGAUGGAGCAAAAGCCUUCACACACUGUGGCCUUCCAUUGCCACGAUUCGCCUCCCCUGCUACAAAGUGAUCGACUCCUAAAAUUCUCAAUACUGGGAUUAUGUGCUUAGCUGUUGACAUGUUUGGAAUAUUAAUAGUAUCCUAACUUUUAAUACUAAAAAUAACAUGGUUCUGUGCAGGAUGUAGGAUGACAUCUAGACAAGAAGAUUCAUUUGCAUUUUGCCUCUGUUGUUUGUUAAAAUUAGAAAUGUGCUUCUGGCUGAUGAUGUUUUUAAAAAUCUGUUUUUGAAAACUAGGCCAAAAUGUGAAGGUACUACUAAGUUGUUAUUUAUGCCAGAUAGAUUGUUCUAUUAUGCUUCCCAAAGUCAUUCACCAGACAUUGGAUGCACAAAUUGUGUUCUAAUGGGUUGAGAACAAGCUUAUUGUUAUUCAUGAAAGUGGCCCUGUUUUUUCAGAUCGUCUACUACAUACAGUUAUAGUCAGUGUUGAAUUGGUUGUAUGAAAUAGUAAAGGCAACAGAAAGGACCCACUUUAUUUGGUGUUGUAAACAGGUGAUUCAGUGUAUAUGUACAGUGUAUGUAGUGAGUCCACACUCCAAAAAUGAGAUUUUCAAAGUUAUGUCAUUCUAUUUAUUUAUUCCAGAAGGCAAAAAGAGCAAAUACCAUACAACUUUGAAAAUAGCAUACAUUGCGGAACCUCUACAAUGAAUCUUAUGUGUUGCAAACAGGCUCAUGGGGGAAUCUUAGUUUAGUUGAUGUCACAUCAUGGAUCUGUAUUGUCCUUACUGUACAGGGUGACAGUGACAGCAGCCUGUAACAUGGACUUCAGCCGCUUCCCUCUGGACACCCAGACCUGCUCACUGGAGCUGGAGAGCUGUGAGUAACUGUCAUCAACUACUAUUAACUACUAUUAAGGCUGAAACAGUCAUACCUCUCACUAUUUUUUUUAUAAAGGGAGGAAUCCUAACUAAGAUACACACAGAAAUCUCCAUUUGACAUCAAUAGAUUAUGUACUCAAAUGUCUACGAUAUCUCUGGUUAGGAUUUUUCCCUCUGGGCACAAAAUGUUGUCUUUUUGAUUACAGUAAAUACACAAACAGAACAAUAUUAUGGAGAAAAUAUCUAAUGUUGGUUGUGCUCCCCAGAUGCCUAUACGGAUGAGGAUCUGAUGCUGUACUGGAAGAGUGGGGAUGAGUCCUUGAGUACGGACGACCGUAUCUCCCUGUCUCAGUUCCUCAUCCAGAAGUUCCACACCACCUCUCACCUGGCGUUCUAUAGCAGCACAGGUACAGUAAAGUACAUUACAGUGCAGUGCAGUACAUUACAGUGCAGUACAGUACAGUACAGUACAGUUAAGACAGCAUUAUCAAUGUUAUGGAUAAAUAGGGUAAUUUUGGUUGAGCUAAAGGUAUUGACUAAGAUUAGUGAUCACGAUCAGUGGUCAAUGAGGUAUUGGCACAGGAAACAACCACACUACAUGACAUGAUUUCAGUUAAAAACUCCAAUACACAGUGAGUUUUUCCCAGCUAGAUGAAUUAGAUUAGAGUAAAAUAAAACGUGACAUCAUCACAGUCAUUUAAGUCAUCAUCACAAUAACCACAUGGAGGGAAAUCAUAAGCAUUGAUAUUCCCAUGAUAUUAUUGACCGAUACUUUCCUUUUGUUUUGUGUCUUCCUGUACAGGCUGGUACAAUCGUCUGUACAUCAACUUCACCCUGCGGAGACACAUCUUCUUCUUCCUGCUCCAGACCUACUUCCCUGCCACCCUCAUGGUCAUGCUGUCCUGGGUGUCCUUCUGGAUAGACCACAGGGCCGUCCCAGCCCGCGUCUCGCUGGGUACGAUUAUGGUGGUGUAAUAGCUACCAAUAGCUCAGAAGUCUUACAGUUUAUGUCUUCUCUAGUGCUGCUUAUUCUCCUCAUUGCCACAUUUCAGGCUUUUGGUGGUAUUGUGUAAGUAUCACAAUGGUUUUCAGCAUCGAGCUUCAAACAUUAAAGCCGUCUUUGUCAGACCUGAUGAAGAUAUAUUGGUGUUGUACGAUUACAAGAAAGAAUACAUAUUCAAAAAUACUCUGAAACUUAUAGAAAUGUCUGAACUCUAUUCUGGUAGCCCCCAUUCCAUAUUUACAUUUACAUUUUCGUCAUUUAGCAGACGCUCUUAUCCAGAGCAACUUACAAAUUGGUGCAUUCACCUUAUGAUAGCCAGUGGGACAACCACUUUACAAUUAUUUUUUCUUUUUUUCUUCUUUGGGGUGGGGUAAGGGGGGGGGGGGGGUAGAAGGAUUACUUUAUCCUAUCCCAGGUAUUCCUUAAAGAGGUGGGGUUUCAAGUGUCUCCGGAAGGUGGUGACGGAUCGUGGUCACCGCCUUGAUGUUAGCGGAGAACGACAGGGUGUUGUCCAGGGUCACGCCAAGGCUCUUUGCACUCUGGGAGGAGGACACAACGGAGUUGUCAACCGUGAUGGCGAGAUCAUGGAACGGGUAGUCCUUCACCGGGAGGAAGAGCAGCUCCGUCUUGCCGAGGUUCAGCUUAAGGUGGUGAUCCGUCAUCCACACUGAUAUGUCUGCCAGACAUGCAGAGAUGCGAUUUGCCACCUGGUUAUCAGAAGGGGGAAAGGAGAAGAUUAAUUGUGUGUCGUCUGCGUAGCAAUGAUAGGAGAGGCCAUUUGAGGAUAUAACAGAGCCAAGUGACUUGGUGUAUAGCGAGAAUAGGAGAGGGCCUAGAACUGAGCCCUGGGGGACACCAGUGGUGAGAGCACGUGGUGCGGAGACAGAUUCUCGCCACGCCACCUGGUAGGAGCGACCUGUCAGGUAGGAUGCAAUCCAAGAGUGAGCCGCGCCGGAGAUGCCCAACUCGGAGAGGGUGGAGAGGAGGAUCUGAUGGUUCACAGUAUCAAAGGCAGCAGAUAGGUCUAGAAGGACGUGAGCAGAGGAGAGAGAGUUAGCUUUAGCAGUGCGGAGAUAUAUAUAUAUAUAUUUUUUUAAACCAACAGACUUGAACUUUUUUUAUUGUCUUCUCCUUUCCCCUGCAGGUAUCACCACAGUGCUCACCAUGUCCACCAUCAUCACUGGAGUGAACGCCUCCAUGCCCAGAGUGUCCUACAUCAAGGCUGUGGACAUCUACCUGUGGGUCAGCUUCGUGUUUGUCUUCCUGUCCGUGCUGGAGUACGCUGCCGUCAACUACCUGUCCACUGUGCAGGACCGCAGGGAACGCAAGAUGAGAGACGAGAUAAGGGAGAGGGCCAGGUCACAGGUAAUGAGAUGCUACCACAGUAGUGUGUAUCUAAGACAAUUUUCUAAGAGUAACUGAAUAUCUCUUGUGAAUACAGUUUGCUCUUAAUUUCAUGCACUUUGGUUGACUGCGAGACACUGCUGACACAUUAGAAUUCCUCUUCUUUUCUUAGGGCCUAACCUAACACAUGCUAACACAUUAAUGUUUGGUCAAAUGUCUCAUUGACAUGCAUGAUUAAAAAAUUACAGUCAUGCAUCUCAAGUUAGUUUAGAUAAAUUUUUCCUGUCAUAAGCUCUAUCUUUCCCUCACCUUCUCUCCUGCCCUGCAGUCGCUGCCCUGCACCUGUGGCAUGUCCCAGACCAGGACCAUGAUAUUAGACGGGACCUACAGCGAGGCGGACACCAACAGCCUGGCCGGCUACACCUCAGGAACUAUGGUGCCCGAGGAGGACGUGGAGAUGCCCCGUGAGGUGAUGACCGAGAAGCAGCCUCCUGGGGAGCACAUGGUGGUCCACCUGUCUGUCAGUAGCGAGUCCACAACCACCAAGAAGAAAGGUAUCCGGGCCCUCAAAAUUAUCCAGAAUACACACGCCAUCGACAAGUACUCCAGG
This is a messenger RNA of Coregonus sp. 'balchen', 35452 nucleotides long. The record is from the annotation of a GenBank genome assembly. Lineage: Eukaryota; Metazoa; Chordata; Actinopteri; Salmoniformes; Salmonidae.